Messenger RNA from Strongylocentrotus purpuratus (purple sea urchin), 2225 nucleotides. RefSeq lists its product as uncharacterized. The coding region runs from base 69 to 1019 and encodes 316 amino acids. Lineage: Eukaryota; Metazoa; Echinodermata; Echinoidea; Camarodonta; Strongylocentrotidae. The record is from RefSeq and is a predicted model, not a curated record. Gene Ontology annotation, molecular function: DNA binding. The transcript is spliced from 6 exons.
UUGCACUCUACAAUAUUUGCACACCUAGCGUUCCAUAAUUGACGAGAUGCGCUCAAAAUCUGAACGAAAUGGCUGUCAAUUUUAGGAUUGGAGAGUGUUUUACGACGUAUAAAGACCUGGAAGAAAAGAUCAAAAGAUUUGUUAGGAGCUCAUGGUCUCCACUUUACAUCAGAGAAUCAAGAAAGAUCACAUGUACUCGUCGGGCUCCUAAUAAAGUCGUGAACGAGAGCCUGGUUUACGGCGAUUUGAGGUAUUGCUGCAUUCAUGGAGGACGAAGUGGAGAUGCCCAAAACCGCAAAAGCACCCAUCAAAUGGCAUGUCCAUUCAUGAUGACCCUCCGAGCCGAUGCAGAUGGCCGGUACCUCAGGGUCACCAAAGCCAUUCUGGAGCACAACCACCCAGUGUCAAAGGAGAUAUAUGACCAGUUACCUCGCAGGUUUCGCAUCAGAUUCGAUCCAGAGGCUCAUCCUACACCUGCCUCAAGACAUAAGACAAAGAAGAAGCUGAGUAGGCACCCUUACUCAAUGAAACGAGAAGAGGUUGUCAAAGCAGAACAGUCGAUAUCACCAAAACCAGAAAACAACAAUCUUGCAGCUAACUCCAUUCACAUGAACAAUCACGGACUACCCAACCACGUUGUCCUAGACACCAUCUCUGAAGCACCACGUUUCCAGGUUCCCGCAUCAUCAACCGAAUGCCACAACUCCUGGAGCGAUGACCUCGAGGGAAUGCUUCCCCCAAAGAAACGGCGGUCCAGCAUUUCAAACGAGGACUUACAUGACACCCUCGUGUCUCAAGCGCAGAGGCAAGUGGAGCGCGAGAAGGACUCGGGCGAAGUCCGCGGGGCGCUGCUCUCGUACCUCCGGAGGCACAAUGAACAGGAUGAGGAGGACAGAUUUUUCUUGAGCAUGGCUGCCGUCGUCAGGACACUGCCAACGGAUGUCCGAGCAACUCUGAAGUUUCGCAUCCAUCACAUGAUAUUCGAUGCGCAGAUGGAUAACAUGUCACAGACCUCAUAGCAGGAAUCAGUAGGGAUUAGUGUUGUACCCAUCGCUGGAAGGUUUUUUUCAAAUGUGGUAUCAACUUGCAGAUAUCAUUAAAUGGAUAUUACUGGAGCGGGUUUGUUGUACAACUCAUUUUGUUCAGAGAUUUUCUUUCUUCUUUUACCCAAAAUUCUUCCUUUUUUUGUUCACUUUGUUUAUUUUAUUUUACCUAUUGUCAUUAGGCCAUGGCAAAGAUGGGAAUAUUUAUCAGUCUUCAUUUAGUUGCUGUGAAUUGCCAAAUUAGACCUUUAAUUAGAAGAUAUUUAAUUUGAAGUUAUGUACAUUAUAUUUUUCUUACUUCCAGUUUGUUCAAAAAAUUGUCUUGAGCAAAUAUCUUCAUGAAAUAUGUUCAAUGAUGUGCAGAGUGGUUAAUUUAUUUGCAAUAGUAUGACUAUGUAAUGUAUUGUAUCGUGCAAUACCACACAUAAAUGAAGUCAGGAGAACAAAAUAUAAAUAUUUUGAUUGCUUUAAGAUAAUCAGUUACUAAUAAGACCAAGUGAUAUCUCUUGGAAAAUAUAAUUCUUCAUUUAUUUUGAAUUUCAAAGGAGUUGUUAGCUAUUUGUAACCAGAGGUUACCCACAUGUAAUAUUACAUACCGGUACUAGCCUAGAAAGGGUUGUCUGUAUGAAGUCAGUUUCAAACUGACAUAUUUUUUUUUGGGGGGGGGGGGGAUGGGGGCCAUAUUUUGGAGAGAUUUUCAUAUUAUGGUCUAAAAUUAACUGGUAUCUCUUAGAAAAAAAAACAUUCUAAGCCCUGGAAAGAUCAUGGAAUUUCAUAUUUUACAAAUAUUUGCAUUUUCCUCAGAUGAUAAUAUCCAAGGCAUUCUACCUCCUCAAAUACAUAUUCUUGUGAUGCAUAACACUGCCAUGUUUCAUUUAACCCAUUCAAUAUGAGAACCUUAAAAAGGCUUUCAAUCAUCUUUUCUUCUUUAAAUUGGUAAUUUUUCUUUUAAAAGUAUGUUUUAUGUUGUCAUAAAAUGUGUUAUAUGAAGAAAAAAAAACACAGGGACUUCAAUAUUAUAUUGUAUGAAAAUAGCUGAAUUAUGUGAUAAAAAAAACUGAUUUUCAACUUGUACAUGUAUGUUGCCAAUUUGAUCAUUUGAUGAUGAGCGUGUUUUGAAUUUUGUCUUUAAAAAAAAAAAUCCGGGUAUCGAUCAAUAAAUAUAUUUUGAUGCAUUAGAAA